AAAGACUGAGUCCUAUUUGUCCCGUCAUACACACCGUAUCGGUCUGAUAUGAACAGGAAAGCUAUUCAAAUUGUUCAACCACCAAACAAAUGCAAAAACUAAUGAGCAAGACGCUCACAUUGACAUUAGCACAGUUGCGCCAUGCCGUCCUAUAAAAUGUGGUCAUCCAUCAUCAGCCAGGCAGACAAGCAGCAACACCAUCACUGAUCGAGCUGGUACUACACAUACACAGGAACCCAUCGCCGGCCGUCGAUCGAUCGUGUCCAAGGAAACCAACCAAGCGAACGAAGCCUCGAGAUCGAGCUACUUUUAUCAGCCAUCAUGGUGAAGACGGCGUUGGUGGCGAGCAGCAAUGACCACGCCGCGGCGUCGGCGGCGUCAGCGAAGCACGGCGGCGGUGGCAAGCAGAGGACGUACAAGGGCGUGCGGAUGCGGAGCUGGGGCUCGUGGGUGUCGGAGGUCCGGGCGCCGGGCCAGAAGACGCGGAUAUGGCUGGGAUCCCACUCCACCGCCGACGCCGCGGCGCGCGCCUACGACGCCGCGCUGCUCUGCCUCAAGGGCUCCGCGGCCACGGCCGACCUCAACUUCCCGCUCCGCCUCCCGUUCGACCUGCCACCCGCCGCCAUGUCGCCCAAGGCCAUCCAGCGCGUCGCCGCCGCCGCCGCCGCCGCCUCCUCCUCCUGCGCCACGCCAUUCGCGCCCUGCGCGGAGAAUAACAGUGGCAGCAGCGCCUGUACCGACGGCGACGCCACACCGGCGUGGAGCAGCAGCUCGCCCGCCAGCGACGCCGACGUCUCCUCCCCGGAGUCGACCGUCAGCAGCGAGAGUGACCUCUCCGGCGACGCGGUGGACUACAGCUCGCUCGCGGACAUCGACGCCUUCUUCCAGUCGCCCAAGUGCAUGGACUACGCCCUCAUGGACCCCUGCAGCGCAUUCUUUGCGCCGCCGGCGUCGAUGGCGAUGCACGACGACGACGGCUGCUGCUGGGUGGAGGACGGCGGCAUUGCGCUCUGGAGCUUCUCCAAUCUGGACUGCUGAUCGAAUUGGCGUCAGAGGAGCGCAAGCAAUUCAGUUACUGACUAAUCGCCGAUCAAGUGACCAAAACCUGGUUGCUGCCAUCGACGGCACAAAAUUCCAUAUACAUGAUAAUUUAAUUUAAUUCUAAUAAGCUAAUUUUUAAGCAUUGUAGGGGGAGCUCUCAUGGAUGGAGCUACAUGUUUUAAGGUAGCUUCCAUGUAUGAAGUUAACCUCUUUACUAUUGCCUGUUUAUGAGUAAAAAAACAACUUUGGCUUUGUUUAGAUUUGAAAAUUUUUUGGAUUUCGCUACUA
This is a messenger RNA of Sorghum bicolor (sorghum), 1329 nucleotides long. RefSeq names its product ethylene-responsive transcription factor ERF014. The record is from RefSeq and is a predicted model, not a curated record. Gene Ontology annotation, biological process: regulation of DNA-templated transcription. The coding region runs from base 322 to 1038 and encodes 238 amino acids. Lineage: Eukaryota; Viridiplantae; Streptophyta; Magnoliopsida; Poales; Poaceae. Gene Ontology annotation, molecular function: DNA binding; DNA-binding transcription factor activity. The transcript has a single exon.